GGCCUUAAAUAGUCGUCCUGUUUGGAAGUGCGUCAUUGCGGUUGUGUUGUUGUGGUUCAGCUAUCGCGCAGCAUGGCGGCCACUUUGGUGAACAAAUGUCUCAGUCCUCUCACUUUACUCACUAGGAGACUUUCUGUUCCUGAGUUCUUCUCCCAGUGUUGCUAUCACCAGAAGGUGGUGGAUCAUUAUGAGAACCCGAGAAACGUGGGCGUACUGGACAAACACUCCAAGAAGGUGGGCACAGGCCUGGUGGGCGCUCCGGCGUGCGGUGACGUCAUGAAGCUUCAGAUUGAGGUUGAUGACGACGGCAAGAUUGUGGACGCCCGCUUCAAGACGUUCGGUUGCGGCUCGGCCAUCGCCUCCAGCUCGCUGGCCACUGAGUGGAUCAAGGGCAAAUCGGUGAGCGAAGCGCGAAACAUCAAGAACACGGACAUUGCCAAAGAGCUCUGCCUGCCACCUGUAAAACUACACUGCUCCAUGCUGGCUGAAGACGCCAUCAAGGCGGCGCUGGCUGACUAUCAACUCAAGCAGCAGGACGACCAGCAGGUGGUGGUCCAGGCCUCCAAUUAAGCGGAGUGUCACUUCCUCUCCCUGAUAACCAACCACAGCUUCAUCCACGGCACCAUGUGGUGUCACGUAAAAGUCGCCUGUCACGCAUACGCACAAUGUUAACUCUUCGCCCUGUUUCUCAUGUUGCCGGCAGGGUUGUGAUUUUAUGAUGUGAUCAAGCAACACGAUGUGUCGAGUGUAACGAUAUGUUGAAAAAGAUGCAAAAUAAAACUACUCCCAAAAUGU
Hippocampus zosterae (dwarf seahorse) is the source of this 795-nucleotide messenger RNA. RefSeq names its product iron-sulfur cluster assembly scaffold protein IscU-like. The coding region runs from base 73 to 570 and encodes 165 amino acids. Gene Ontology annotation, biological process: intracellular iron ion homeostasis; iron-sulfur cluster assembly. NCBI's taxonomy places the organism in Eukaryota, Metazoa, Chordata, Actinopteri, Syngnathiformes, Syngnathidae. Gene Ontology annotation, cellular component: mitochondrial matrix; cytoplasm. Gene Ontology annotation, molecular function: 2 iron, 2 sulfur cluster binding; ferrous iron binding. The transcript has 5 exons. The record is from RefSeq and is a predicted model, not a curated record.